Molecule: messenger RNA, 934 nt
Organism: Cuscuta campestris
Lineage: Eukaryota; Viridiplantae; Streptophyta; Magnoliopsida; Solanales; Convolvulaceae
Source: the annotation of a GenBank genome assembly
GGUCGCAAGCUAAUCGAUCGGAAAAUUCUGAGUGCCGGUAGAGACAUCGCCGCCGCCGCGAGACGCCGCCGACCCUCCAGGCAUGAUUUGAAGCAGGGGGAGACGGAUGCUCCGGCAGGCAAUCACAUUUUGGUCCAGCCAAGAUUUUGGGGCUCUCUGGUUGGAAAGGUGACGAAGAUCCUUUCCAAGAGUUGAUGAUGGAGAAGGUGGAAAUAACUUCAACGAAAGUUGGCACCAGAGUUUCAUCAUCUUCGGUCGGCCAAAUUCAGGCAUGAGGACGGGGGCUUAAAAACAUAAGCUACCCUCCGGUUUUUGCAGACCAACACCUACACCAAUGACAACUACGAGACUUCUUCAAGAUUUGUGCUCAACCAUGGGACGAAGAUGUUAGUUAGUGGUCUAACGCCAUGAGAGAUUCAAUGGAGAAAGCAUGGAUGAGAUUGUUGAUCCCAACGCUUGGGAAUUGUCGGUACUAUUUGGGGGGAAGCGUGAGAUUGUCGUUUCCCCCCAAAUCAGCGUAGAGUGCCACAUCUCCCACCAGUUAACAUGUGCUUGGCCGGCAUGGACUCUGAUGUUACGGGUGCUCUUGAUGGACUUAAAGCCACAAAUUUCCUUUAUAGUGUUGAUGAGUACUCUUAUACGGACUUACUAGGGAUAAUUUACUAGUGACGCAAUUUCAACAAAAAGUGGAUGUAACUGGUGGAGAUAUUUUUAUGUUGUGAGACAAAGGGAUGCCCACUUCACUCAAUCGACCAAGAAAGGACGUCGUUCCAUCACCCAGGGUAGCACAUCUUUUUCUGAGAAGGUUUUGCAGUUAAUUGCCUGGGAUCAGUUGCUCGGAAUCGUACGGGGUACAGCGUUGAGGAUAGAUAAUAGAUGUACGGGAAGUAUGUUACAAAUCUCUCUUUUUAAAUAGUAAAUUCCCUUUGAAAAA